Molecule: messenger RNA, 4938 nt
Organism: Oryzias latipes (Japanese medaka)
Lineage: Eukaryota; Metazoa; Chordata; Actinopteri; Beloniformes; Adrianichthyidae
Gene: tnk2b
Product: tyrosine kinase, non-receptor, 2b
Biological process (GO): negative regulation of epidermal growth factor receptor signaling pathway; signal transduction; regulation of keratinocyte differentiation
Molecular function (GO): protein serine/threonine/tyrosine kinase activity; ATP binding; protein binding
Source: RefSeq, a predicted model, not a curated record
GGGGGGGCUUGUGUGUCUGUGCUCGUAAGAGGUUGCAUCAUAGGAAGCGAACUCCCCAUCCUGCCGCUGUAUGUGACCCCUUUGGCCUCGGAUCAAAUGCUUCCUUCUCUGGGCUGAAUACCAUGAAGCCUCUGUCCUCUUUCAGGCUGCCUGUUCUGGCCCGGCGUGCAGCGGAGAGGAAGGGAGGGGGGAGACUUUAGGAGACAGAGGUGCUGAAGAUAAAACAAAAAAACAAAUGAGGUGAUGAGAAUGUUAAAAACGACUAGGUUUGGAUUUAGGAAGCAAAGUGGCACCUGAGAAGGGUGCAUCCGAAAUUACGAAACCGGAGCCGGUUACUCUCAGACGGGCGCUGCCCCCCCCCCUCCUCAACUGCUGAGCAGUUGAAUCAGGGAGAAGUCGCUCCUAUUUUUAGCGCCAUGCUCCACGAAGGGACGGAAAAGCAAACAGUCGGCGGCUGCAUGCGCAAACCCCAGAGCCAGAGAGGAGGAGAGGAGAGCCAGAGAGGGAGGAAGGCGGAGUGACUCCUGCGUGGAGUCCUGCAAGUCCAGAUCCCUGCCUCAUUGCUGCCCGGGAGGCGGGCGCUGAGCUCAGCGGCGUCUCCUUCCAACGCAUCCGGCUGUCUCCUCAGUUCCUCGAUGAGGCUCGCUGGAGGGUUUCCUCGCCGUGAAACGCUGCCGUUUCGUUUACAGGGUCGCUGGGAGUUUUCCUUCCCGCCCCUGGGGUUCAGAGCCUCGUGCGUGGGUCCAGAAUGUGCUCCUCUGUCCUUCCCCACAGACUCGUCCCACAAAAACCCGACUGUUUAAAGGACGAAGCCUUUACCGCCGCUGCUUUUACACCUGUAGCCAUUCAGAGGAUAGAAAGCAGCAUGCGGCGAUUUGACAAGCUGAAAAAGAGCUUUCCCCUCCUGGCCCACUUCCAUGUGUACCGAAGAUUGGGCGGCAGCAUGCAGAGUGAGGAGGGCACAGAAUGGCUGCUGGAGCUGUUGAUGGAGGUGCAGCUGCAGCAGUACUUCCUGAGGAUUCAAGACGACCUGAACGUGACACGGUUGUCCCACUUUGAUUACGUCAAGAAUGAAGACCUGGAGAAGAUCGGCAUGGGUCGCCCUGGGCAGAGACGACUGUGGGAGGCUGUGAAAAGGAGGAAAGCCAUGUGCAAGCGCAAGUCCUGGAUGAGCAAGGUGUUUAGUGGGAAGCGACCAGAUGGAGGAGAGUUUCCGCAGCAGAGCCAACCGGCCUCUUCAUUUCGAAAACUGUCUCCUACCCCUCCACUUUGUCUCGGGGAGGGGGUCCUGUCCACACAGUCCGGCGGGGGCACAACACUGGAUGUGCAGCAGAAGGCCCUCACUUGCCUCAUCUCAGAGAAAGACUUGACACUGUUUGAGAAACUUGGGGAUGGCUCCUUUGGAGUUGUGAAGAGAGGGGAGUGGAUGACGCCUUCAGGCAAGUUGAAUGUUGCUGUAAAGUGUCUGAAGACGGACGUGCUCAGCCAGCCCGACGCUCUGGAGGAUUUCAUCUGUGAGGUCAACGCCAUGCACUCUCUGGACCACCAGAACCUCAUUCGCCUCUACGGUGUGGUCCUCACACACCCGAUGAAGAUGGUGACAGAGCUGGCUCCUCUGGGUUCCCUGCUGGGGCGUUUGCGGUGUCUACAAGGCCCAAUUUUGAUCUCCACUCUGUGCCAGUAUGCCGUCCAGGUGGCUUGUGGGAUGGCUUAUCUGGAGCAGAGGAGGUUUAUCCACAGAGACCUGGCAGCAAGGAACAUCCUGCUGGCCUCGGCUCAAAGGGUGAAGAUCGGUGACUUUGGCCUGAUGAGGGCGCUGCCUAACAACCACGAGCACUAUGUCAUGCAGGAGCAUCGCAAGGUUCCUUUUGCCUGGUGCGCUCCAGAAAGCCUGAAGACGAGAACGUUCUCUCAUGCUACAGACACGUGGAUGUUUGGAGUCACUCUAUGGGAGAUGUUCACGUACGGCCAGGAGCCGUGGCUGGGCCUCAACGGGAGCCAGAUUUUGCACAAGAUCGAUAAAGAAGGUGAACGGCUCCCUAAACCUGAGGACUGCCCACAAGACAUCUAUAAUGUCAUGCUGCAGUGCUGGGCUCAGAAACCAGAUGACAGGCCAACUUUUGUCUCCCUCCGUGAGUUUCUGCUUGAGACUUUGCCCACAGACAUGUGCGCUCUGCAGGACUUUGAUGAACCCGACAAACUCCAAAUCAAAGUCAAUGAAGUCAUCACUGUCAUAGAGGGCAGGGCAGAGAAUUACUGGUGGCGAGGUCAGAACAAAUGCACCCUUCAGGUCGGACAGUUCCCCAGAAAUGUGGUGACGUCAGUCGCUGGACUGUCGGCCCGUGACAUCAGCAGGCCCCUGAAGAACAGCUUCAUCCACACGGGUCACGGAGACACCAACCCUCAUCGCUGCUGGGGCCACCGGGACAAGAUUGAUGAUUUGUAUCUCGGGAACCCCAUGGAUCCUCCUGAUGUUCUCGGGUUAGAACUGAAUGCUGCUCGGCCCACACAGCUACCAGGACGGGCCAAAAAACCCUACUACGAUCUAGUGACCGAGGAGGAGGACCUGGCCUCUGCUGCUCUGAAAAGACUGUCGCUUCGGAAAACCGGGUCCCUCAAAGGCCUCAGACUCAUACCCACCGUGUGGAUCUCCGCUUCCAAACAGGGGGACUGCAGGACUUCCAGCUCGGGUCAAAAUCCCAACAGCGAAGUGUCCCUCAUUGACUUUGGGGAGGAGCUGUCCCCGCCCACACCCUCCCCUUCCCCUGUGGUUGAAGCUCCGAUUCCUGCCUUGGCUAAACUAGCUUUGGAAGCAGAAAACAUCCUGGACAAAACUCCACCAGAAAGUCCGUCGACAUCUCUGCCUCGACCCCUGCACCCUACGCCUGUGGUGGACUGGGACGCCAAGCCAUUACCCCCACCUCCUGCGUACGAUGAAGUAGCACAAGAUGAAGAUGAUAUGGAGGUCAGCUCCAUCAAUGGUUCAGACCAACAUCUUGAGGAAGAGUCCAUUUGUGUCCAUAAUCCAAAUGAAGCUCCUUUUUCUAGGCUAAGGCUGCAAGGGGAAGGCAUCUUCUCAAAAGAAGUAGACAUGGAAUCUGUGGAGGACAACCUCUUUCUUCCCAGCCAGGGGAGUCGGGGUACGUCCACCUCUUUCUCUCAGUCUGCUGAGAUCUUUCUGGAACUCCAGCGGGAGUGCAUGCGGAGGCUCAAUGCCCCCAAAGGAACUCUGUGUCAUUUACCAGCAUCUCCAAACUCGCAGACCCAAGACGGACCGCUGUUUUCUUCUUCCGGCGAGGAUAAACCUCAGAUCCCGCCUCGUGUUCCCAUCCCCCCUCGCCCCAUAUGGAGGGCCGACCAAACAUGCGCUCGCUGGUCACGGGAGCUCUCUGUUUCUCCAACUGACAACUCAGAAGGGGUUGCAGGCUCAGAUCCGGGCCGCCCGCCUCAAAUCCCUCCCAGAGACCCCCUGUCACAGCCAGCAUCCAGGACGCCAAGCCCGAUGGGUCUAGUGGUGGGCUCCCCCCAGCAGAGGCUGCACUCGGCCAGCCCCCCUACCCAGCAGGCUUUGCUCUCCUCCUGCGCCGCUGCACAUGCAUACAGCUCCUACCUCUCUACCUCUCCAGGUAAACUCAUGCCAACCACACACAGCUUCGCCUCAGACCCCAAAUAUGCCGCCCCCAAAGUGAUCCAAGUGCAAGGCAAGGACAAAGGCCCCUGUAUUCUGCCCAUCGUCCGCGACGGCAGGAAAGUCAGCAGCACUCAUUACUACCUCCUGCCAGAGAGGCCGCCUUACCUUGAUCGCUUCGGCCACUUCCUCCGGGAGGCGGAGCACCUCCCCACCAGCGCGACGGACGACAGGCACGUCCGGCACGCCAACACCGCCACGGUCAGACCCAUGGUGGUCAGCGCUCAGACAGUCCAGGGACACACCCAAGGGCAGAGUCUGCUCCAAGCGGAGGAUCUGAAGGCCAACUUCUCCUCCAAUAACAACAGCAGCCUGGGCGGGCCGCAGUCAGAGGUGAAGACAUCCGUUAGCCUCCCACGCGUGUGCUCAGACGGGGUGACAACCGCCGUCAUUCCCGCUUCCUGUCUGCGGGCGGACAGUGGAGGAAAUGGCCCUGACAAAGUCAAAGUGGUUCAGGAGGCCGUGCACGGCGUGACGCUGGAGGAGUGUCAAGCUGCUCUGCAGAACCAAAACUGGAGCGUCCAGAAAGCUGUCCAUUUCCUGAAGGUGGAGCAGCUCUUCUGUUUGGGUCUGAAGAGCAGGUCCGAUUGUCUAAAGCUGCUGGAGACGUGUGAUUGGAACCUGGAGGUGGCCAGUACUCGAAUGCUAGAAAACUAUGGAUCCACAACAUGGCAAGGGCGGUGACAAAAGCUGCUGAGCCCCAACUGGAACUUCAUCCUCAGUGAAACAUCAUCAGACGGCAAAUCUCCCCAUUCUUCUGUUUGCCGCUUCACUCCCACCUCCAAUCAAGCAGACUUUCAUUUCAGAAUAGAGAGCAUAACACAAUUUGGUAACCCCUCCACUCCACCCCGUCCGUCAUGGUCCCACUUCCAUUACCAUGUGGGCGGAAAAGUCUCUGUGAAGGUUGUUCUGUUGUUUUGGUCAAAGAGUGCGUUUCCAUCAAACACCAGACAGGGAAAAAGAAAUGGGAACGCACUGAUGUGAGGGACUGACAGUCUCCGUCACUGCCACACUGGGGUAUGCAUCAAGCUUUUGUUUUCAAGUCGAUCAUAAGGAAGCAAAAACGAAAUGACAAGCAGAAGUAUAUUUUGAAAAACAUCGUCUCCUUGCCUGGAAAGCAUCAGAUUAAACUAAAAAGAGAGUAUUUAGUUCAUGUAGAGCAGGGGUGUCAAACAUACGGCCCGCGGGCCUUAUCCGGCCCGCCAGGUGGUUUACUCCGGCCCACACAUGAAGAGUAAAAUUCAUAAGGA